AUGAGCGGGCAGCGCGUGGACCUCAAGGUGGUUAUGCUGGGCAAGGAGUACGUGGGUAAGACGAGCCUGGUAGAGCGAUACGUGCACGACCGCUUCCUGGUGGGGCCCUAUCAGAACACCAUCGGAGCCGCCUUCGUGGCCAAGGUGAUGUCUGUCGGAGAUCGGACAGUGACUUUGGGCAUUUGGGACACAGCAGGCUCUGAGCGCUACGAGGCUAUGAGCCGAAUCUACUAUCGAGGUGCCAAGGCUGCCAUCGUCUGCUAUGACCUCACAGACAGCAGCAGCUUUGAGCGGGCAAAGUUCUGGGUAAAGGAACUGCAAAACCUAGAGGAGGGCUGUCAGAUCUACCUGUGUGGCACCAAGAGUGACCUGCUGGAGGAGGACAGGCGGCGUCGACGUGUGGACUUCCACGAUGUCCAGGACUAUGCAGACAAUAUCAAAGCUCAGCUCUUUGAAACAUCCAGCAAGACAGGCCAGAGUGUGGACGAGCUCUUCCAGAAAGUGGCAGAGGAUUACGUCAGCGUGGCCGCCUUCCAGGUGAUGACAGAGGACAAGGGCGUGGACCUGGGCCAGAAGGCAAAUCCCUACUUCUACAGCUGUUGUCAUCACUGA
This is a messenger RNA of Pipistrellus nathusii (Nathusius's pipistrelle), 612 nucleotides long. The record is from the annotation of a GenBank genome assembly. NCBI's taxonomy places the organism in Eukaryota, Metazoa, Chordata, Mammalia, Chiroptera, Vespertilionidae.